UAGAAACAGAGAACAGUAUAUAAACACCUCCCACUAGUUCUCAUCUCUCUCAUCGAGAAACCAUUGAAGCCUCUCUUUAAAACCCUAGAAAGCUCUUUGCGUUCAUUCUUUACCGUGAAUGGCGGACGUACAGAUGGCCGAGGCUGAGACCUUCGCGUUCCAGGCGGAGAUCAACCAGCUCCUCAGCCUCAUCAUCAACACAUUCUACACCAACAAGGAGAUCUUCUUGCGAGAGCUCAUCAGCAAUUCAUCGGAUGCUUUGGACAAGAUUCGGUAUGAGAGUUUGACGGAUAAGAGCAAGCUUGAUGCGCAGCCAGAGUUGUUCAUCCGGCUUGUGCCGGAUAAGGUUAACAAGACGUUGUCUAUCAUCGAUAGUGGCAUUGGCAUGACCAAGGCUGACCUGGUGAACAACUUGGGCACGAUUGCGAGGUCGGGCACAAAGGAGUUCAUGGAGGCAUUGCAAGCUGGAGCGGAUGUUAGCAUGAUUGGCCAGUUUGGUGUUGGUUUCUACUCGGCGUAUCUGGUGGCUGAGAAGGUUAUUGUCACUACUAAACACAAUGAUGAUGAGCAGUACAUUUGGGAGUCACAAGCUGGUGGCUCAUUCACUGUCACUCGUGAUGUUAAUGGAGAGCCCCUUGGCAGGGGAACUAAGAUCACUCUCUUCCUCAAAGAAGAUCAGCUUGAGUAUCUUGAGGAGAGGAGGCUGAAAGAUUUGGUGAAGAAGCAUUCAGAGUUCAUUAGCUACCCCAUUUAUCUCUGGACGGAGAAGACCACUGAGAAGGAGGUCAGUGAUGAUGAAGAUGAGGACAACAAAAAAGAAGAAGAAGGUGAUGUGGAAGAAGUAGAUGAAGAUAAGGAGAAAGAGGAGUCAAAGAAGAAGAAGAAGGUGAAAGAGGUAUCUCAUGAAUGGACUCUCAUCAAUAAGCAGAAGCCUAUUUGGCUGCGCAAGCCUGAAGAGAUCACCAAGGAGGAGUAUGCCUCUUUCUACAAGAGCCUGACUAAUGACUGGGAGGACCAUUUGGCUGUGAAGCAUUUCUCAGUGGAGGGGCAGCUUGAGUUCAAGGCCAUUCUGUUUGUGCCGAGGAGAGCUCCAUUUGACCUCUUUGAUACAAGGAAGAAGAUGAACAACAUCAAGCUCUAUGUGCGGAGAGUCUUUAUCAUGGAUAACUGUGAGGAGCUCAUCCCAGAAUAUCUUAGCUUCGUGAAAGGAGUUGUGGAUUCAGAUGACCUUCCUCUGAACAUAUCCAGGGAGAUGCUUCAGCAGAACAAGAUCCUUAAGGUUAUAAGAAAGAAUCUGGUGAAGAAAUGCCUGGAGAUGUUCAGUGAGAUCGCUGAGAACAAGGAGGACUACACCAAGUUCUACGAAGCCUUCUCUAAGAAUUUGAAGUUGGGUAUCCAUGAGGAUAGCCAGAACAGGGCCAAGUUGGCUGAUCUUCUCAGAUACCAUUCAACCAAGAGUGGAGAGGAGAUGACCAGCUUGAAAGACUAUGUGACCAGGAUGAAGGAAGGCCAGAAGGAUAUUUAUUACAUCACUGGAGAAAGCAAGAAGGCCGUGGAGAACUCCCCAUUCCUGGAGAAGUUGAAGAAGAAAGGCUAUGAAGUGCUGUUCAUGGUGGACGCAAUUGAUGAAUAUGCAGUUGGCCAACUGAAAGAGUAUGAUGGCAAGAAGCUUGUGUCUGCCACAAAGGAGGGUCUCAAGCUUGAGGACACCGAGGAGGAGAAGAGGAGAAAGGAAGAGAAGAAGGCUGCAUUCGAGUCACUCUGCAAGACAAUGAAGGAUAUACUUGGAGACAAGGUGGAGAAGGUGGUAGUCUCUGACAGGAUUGUGGAUUCCCCUUGUUGCUUAGUUACCGGCGAGUAUGGCUGGACAGCCAACAUGGAAAGGAUCAUGAAGGCUCAGGCACUGAGGGACAGCAGCAUGAGCUCUUACAUGUCAAGCAAGAAGACAAUGGAAAUCAAUCCAGAGAAUGGAAUUAUGGAAGAGCUUAGGAAGAGAGCUGAGGCAGAUAAGAAUGACAAGUCGGUGAAGGACUUGGUGUUGCUGCUUUAUGAGACUGCACUGCUAACUUCCGGGUUUAGUUUGGAUGAUCCCAACACAUUUGCAGGGAGGAUCCACAGGAUGCUGAAGCUGGGGCUAAGUAUUGAUGAGGAUGAGACUGCUGGAGAUGAUGUUGAUAUGCCUCCUUUGGAGGAAUACGUGCAGGAGGAGAGCAAGAUGGAAGAAGUGGAUUAAGGAUAUGGGUAUCUGCUGUAUAUGAAACCAGAGACUUCUCAUCAUUUGUGGUGUCAGUCUGUGUGGGAAAAUGGUUUUUAUUUUUUUGUCUUUUGUUUUUUGAGUGUUCAUACAUAUUGGAGUCUGUUCAUUCUUAGUGAGUCUGUCCUGUGAGGGUGUUGGUAAAAACUUGGUUGAGAAAUUUGUUUUUUGUAAGUCUUUUUGUCUUGGUUUAAUGUCAACACAACAGGUCUUAUCUUGUAACAAUGUUUUCAGAGUUAGUUUUGAAUCUACAUGAGCAAGUCUUAGUAAAAUCUAA
Dioscorea cayenensis subsp. rotundata (Guinea yam) is the source of this 2531-nucleotide messenger RNA. Its product is annotated as heat shock protein 83. Gene Ontology annotation, molecular function: ATP binding; ATP-dependent protein folding chaperone; ATP hydrolysis activity. The record is from RefSeq and is a predicted model, not a curated record. Gene Ontology annotation, biological process: cellular response to heat; protein stabilization; protein folding. Bases 119 to 2233 code for a protein of 704 amino acids. NCBI's taxonomy places the organism in Eukaryota, Viridiplantae, Streptophyta, Magnoliopsida, Dioscoreales, Dioscoreaceae. The transcript has 4 exons. Gene Ontology annotation, cellular component: perinuclear region of cytoplasm; cytosol; plasma membrane.